CUGGAGCGGCAGGGCGGUGCGGUGAGGUGAUGGAGGUGCGUCAAGCGUCAAACCAGCUGGAGCGCAACAAGCGAGACAGGAAUUUUAUGAGAAGGUGGCCAGAGUGAUGAACUCGGACCAGGAAAGGCCGUACGUGUGCAACGCUCCUGGCUGUUCUCAGCGAUUCCCCACUGAGGACCAUCUGAUGAUACACCGACACAAACAUGAGAUGACCCUAAAGUUCCCCUCCAUAAAGAACGACAACAUGUUAUCAGACCAGACGCCUACACCAACACGCUUCCUGAAGAACUGUGAGGAGGUCGGAUUGUUCAGUGAACUGGACUGCUCCAUUGAGCAGGAGUUUUGCAAGGCCCAGGAGGAAGAGGACAGUAAACAGAACAUCUCACUACACGGCCAGGCAGGCCAAGGCCAGCACCAGCAUUCCCACUCACGGAUGGGCAACCAUGAUACCAGCAUAGUGAUCCAACAAGCCCUGCCCUCCCCUCAGUCCAGCUCCGUCAUCACUCAGGCUCCAUCCACCAACAGACAGAUAGGGCCUGUCCCCGGCUCUCUGUCCUCGUUGCUGCACCUACGAAACAGACAGAGACAGCCUCUGCCUGCCUCCAUGCCUGGAACUCUGCCAGACCCCACCAUGCCCGGCUCGUCCGCCGUGCUGAUGCCUAUGGAGAGACAGAUGUCCAUGGGCUCCAAUAUGAUGGGUAUGCAGGGACCCACCCACAGCAGCUCCGGUUCUUCUGCACACAUUCCCUCCAUGCACUCAGAAGCCAAACUGAGGCUGAAGGCUGCACUUUCACACCAUCCGGGCACCAUCGCCAACGGCAACAUGAGCUCCAUGGGCCACUCCAUGAGCCACAUGAUGGAGAUGAUGACAUCACGGGAGGAGCAGGAUACACACCAUCACAUGCACUCACACCCGCACCAUCACCUGCACUCAUACCAGCACCACGGCGGCCAUCACCACCACAGCCAGGCACACGGCCAGGGCGGACAUCAUCACCCGCAGGGACACAACCCCCAUCACAACUCCCACAAUCCCCACCUCCAUCCUGGGCAUCCACACCAGACCUCACCCCACCCGUCAAUGCACUCUUCUUCACAUAUGUCACCUGCAACCCAGCAGAUGCAGCCAACGCAGACCAUGCAGUCACCGCCCCCGAGUGGUGGGCGCCGCAGGCGAGUCGUGGAUGAGGACCCAGACGAACGGCGGCGAAAGUUCCUGGAGCGGAACAGAGCUGCGGCAACGAGAUGCAGACAGAAGAGAAAAGUUUGGGUGAUGUCGUUAGAGAAGAAAGCAGAGGAGCUCACUCAGACCAACAUGCAGCUUCAGAAUGAAGUGACGAUGCUAAAGAGCGAGGUGACCCAACUUAAGCAGCUUCUCCUCACACAUAAGGACUGUCCCAUCACCACUAUGCAGAAAGACUCCCAGGGUUACCUCAGUCCAGAGAGCAGUCCGGCAGGCAGUCCAGCUCCAGCGUGCUCCCAGCAGCAGGUCAUUCAGCACAACACCAUCACCACCUCCACCACAACUGUAGGGGGCAGCAGUGUGCAUGGGCAGGCUAACCACCGCACAGACAUUAACCCCAUCCACUAGGAACAAGAGAGACUGUAACACCCCAGCUGUAGCCCCAAACAACCCCUGAUCCCUCUCUCACUCCAUCAAGUAAAACCUCAAAGGCCUGUGUUGCUGCUCUUUGUACAGUAGCUACAUAAUGUAUUUUUAUAGACCAACCCUAUUAACGCAUAAGUGUUCUAUGGUUUGUUGCCUUUUUUUGUUUGUCUUUAUUUGUGCUCCUCGAGACAAGAGGAGUUUUGCUGAUGUCAUGCAGCGUGUAAGUGACUUUUUCUGUUGUUUAAAGGUACAAAAUGAAACCAGAAGAAAGAGUCAUAACUCUUGGACUGUCAUCUCUUUAAGCAAACCCUUACAUCUCUUUAUGCCUGAUGGACUGAAUCAAAUCAUUCCCUGAGUAUCACAUGUGGAAAGUGUGUGAGUGUGUACAACAGACUUUGAAUAAGUGCGUUGAAUUUACUGCCUUUAAUUUGUUGUCUAAAACCAGGUGGAAGUGUCGCCAUAUCUUGAAGACAGGAAUAUGUCUUGAAGACAGGAAUAUGCAAGCAGAUGUAAAGAUCCUCUACUUCCCUAGAAAUGACUGUUAAACGUUUUUCCCUGUCAGCAGUAUUACUAAAGAGUGUUAAAUACAGCAAGACAGUGAAAACAUGAUCACAUGGAAGCAAUACAUCACAUAAUAGAUUAUCUUCAAUACAGCACAGUAUUGAACAUCUUCUCUACUGUAUGUCCCUAUUGUGAUCAGCAUGGCCAAGCCACUCUGGUCCAGAGGACAUGAGAUGCUGUUACAGCUAAGCGUACACUGUGACACCAGUGAGGCAGCUUGAGGGUUUGAAGCAAACACCUCCGCUCUCCAGGACCAACUAAAGUUUUAAUUAUUGAGGCCUCCUUUUUAUGUAUUUGUGCAUCUGCAUCCACGUCUUGGAUUUAAAUCCCAAAUGAAUAUAACCUUCAGUUAUGUAUGUCAGAAUAGUUUUGAGUGUGUAUGGGAACUAUGCAUAUUGUGUGUUUGAUUUUGUUUUGUCUUCUUCACUCUGCAGAACUAGUUUAGCAGUUGUUUAGAGACAGAAAAACAAAGAAAAUGAUUGAGAGAGUGAUGGUGCGCAUGUCUUUUUUUUUUUUUUUUAACUGAUAUCCCACAACUGGCAAAGUGUUCAAAGUUUUCCAAAGAAGAGCAGUUUCUAUGUGUGCUUUUCCAAAGCGUAACAAUGUGCCUGAAUCUUUCUUAAUAUCUUUUGUUGGCCACUUUUUUUUUUCUUUAACCAAUCAACAGUCACAUUCUCAGAGUAUUACUGAUGACUUUUCUCUUGUUAUUUGCCUUGUCUGCUGAAUGUAGGGGCCAAACAAGCUGACAAGGAGAAAAAUACAAAUUUUCCAUUUGGCCCCUGACCUCUCCAUCAAUCCCUCUCUUGCCCUCUUGCAGUUCAUAAUGGCAGUGGAUGCUCUGAUAGAAGUCAUGGCUCCAUUUUAUUUUUUUGUAAUCUUCUUUGCAUCCAUCAAAAGCCUCUUACCUCCUCACCUGAACCAAAAUUCCUCUUUCUCUCUUUUUUCCCCCCAUUGACCAGGAAUGUUGAUUCAUGACUCAUUAGCAUGAUGACCACAAUGCACUGUGUUUUACAGUAGGAUGAAUAAGAUACAUUCCACUGACGGUGGAGCAAUCGCAGAGCUGUCUAUGCACUUUGUCCUCUGCCUACCAGAGGGAAGAAUAGCCAUAUUGAAGUCCAAGUAAUUCUCAGUGAUCUUCCCUUUUUCAAACACCAGCGAAAAACUUAAACUGUGUUUGGCUUUAUAAAAUAAGUCUGUGCCUGGCAUGCAUCCCAUUUCUAUAGAUAGAAGAGACCCUUGUGCUUGUUUUGUACGAUAAGGAUCCUGAACCAUUGACUUUGUGCCCCCAUAUUAUUCUGGAGAUGUUUUUUAAGCUGAAGGACGCUCACAUGUGAUUUUAAAAUCUCAUCUCUUCCUAAUGGGUUGCAUUCACCUUUUUUCGCACUGUUUGUCAUUUCUUAACCUCAAGAGUCCGCGUGUGCAGUUUAUAACGUGUGUGGUUGAGACUGAGAAAUUGAAUUAUCUCAAAAAGGGCUUUGUUGUUCCAACCCUUUAACCUAAAGCUAGCCUCAAGUCGGCUCAUUUUUCAAAACAUGUUAAGAUUGUAAAACCAUUCCAAAUUAACCUAAUGCAUGUGAAAAUGUCAACUGGAAUCAUUUGGAGGAUGCUGAUUUCUUUAAGAGUAACAUAUUCAUUACUUAAGUUGAAUAUAGCUUCAGAAAAAGACUUUUUUUUUGUAUUGCAGAUAUUUGAAAACAGGGACGGGUGGAAGUGCAGUGCGAGUGUGUCUGUGUAGAUUUGUGAGAGGUGGAGAGAAGCUCCUACACAUUAAUGAUGUUAUAACUAUUAUUUUAAAUCUAAAAAAAAACUAUAAAUAGUGUACAUAAUGUCAUUCAUUUGUGUAACCGUGUACAUGUAAUGCAACCACCUUUCUUUUUGAAGGGAGUCAAUGUGUGGUACAUGUUUGUAAAUAAUGUCUGCAUAGCACUUGUUGCCUUUUGUUGUACGUCAAGGCUCAUUUCAGCGCUUAAAACACAUUGUUUAUGUAACAAACGAUGGAAAACCAUUUUUGCCUGCAUAACUUUGUACAUUUUUGUGUGUGUCUGUAACGGCAUUAUCUCCAUUUUGUUUAGUUCUGAAUUUGUACAGAUGUUAAAGUAUCACUGCAGUUACAUUACGGUAUGAAAAUAAAGCACUUGUUCUGUAA
Messenger RNA from Labrus bergylta (ballan wrasse), 4316 nucleotides. RefSeq names its product cAMP responsive element binding protein 5b (gene creb5b). Gene Ontology annotation, biological process: regulation of transcription by RNA polymerase II. NCBI's taxonomy places the organism in Eukaryota, Metazoa, Chordata, Actinopteri, Labriformes, Labridae. The record is from RefSeq and is a predicted model, not a curated record. Gene Ontology annotation, molecular function: DNA-binding transcription factor activity, RNA polymerase II-specific; cAMP response element binding.